This is a messenger RNA of Medicago truncatula (barrel medic), 1699 nucleotides long. RefSeq names its product flavin-containing monooxygenase FMO GS-OX5. The record is from RefSeq and is a predicted model, not a curated record. The coding region runs from base 122 to 1417 and encodes 431 amino acids. The transcript has 6 exons. Lineage: Eukaryota; Viridiplantae; Streptophyta; Magnoliopsida; Fabales; Fabaceae. Gene Ontology annotation, molecular function: N,N-dimethylaniline monooxygenase activity; flavin adenine dinucleotide binding; NADP binding.
AAUCCAUGCAUGUAUGUUAAGAACGCGAUAACACCGUUCCUCCUUUUUACCUCAAAAGAAAAACACUGUGUUCCUGAACUUUGACCAAAACAGUCAACGCUUUGCUUGUCAACUAAUCACGAUGGUUAAAGUUGCAGUCAUCGGUGCCGGAGUCUCCGGCCUCGUCGCCGCCAAGGAGCUACAGCAAGAAGGCCACAACGUCGUUGUUUUCGAGAAGAACAACCGUGUGGGAGGAACCUGGAUAUACACCCCAAAAACAGACUCCGAUCCUCUAAGCAUGGACCCGGCCAGAGAAACAGUUCACAGCAGCGUAUACCACUCUCUGCGCACCAAUCUUCCAAGACAAAUCAUGGGGUUCUUAGAUUACCCUUUGUCCAAGAGAGAAUCCGGUGAUCCAAGAACGUUUCCGGGUCAUGAAGAAGUGCUUCGUUUUUUGGAGGAAUUUGCAGGUGAAUUUGGGAUUCAUGAGUUGACCCGAUUUGAAACGGAGGUGGUGAAAGUUGAGAGGAAAGAAAACGAGUGGAUAGUUGAGUCAAGGGGUGGUGACUCAGUGAGUCAAGAAGUAUUUGAAGCGGUUGUUGUCUGUUCCGGUCAUUUUGUAGAACCGAGACUUGCUGUUGUUCCUGGUAUUGAAAACUUUCCUGGGUUUCAAAUGCAUUCUCAUAAUUACAGAGUUCCUCAUUCUUUCAAAGACCAGGUUGUGAUUUUAAUAGGACUAGGACCUAGUUCAUUUGACAUCUCAAAAGAUAUUGCAGGAGUAGCAAAGGAAGUUCAUGUUGCAACAAAACCGAAUCCACUAUUGAAGGGUAUGAAGUUGGAAAAUGUUCGCAAUAUAUGUUUCCAUACUCUGAUUAAAUGUGUAUAUGAAGAUGGCUUGGUUGCCUUUGAAGAUGGAUUCUCUACUUAUGCAGAUGCCAUAAUUCACUGUACAGGGUACAAAUACCACAUUCCUUUCUUAGAAACUAAUGGAAUAGUAACGAUUGAAGAUAAUCGCGUUGGGCCACUAUACAAACAUGUUUUUCCUCCUUCACUGGCUCCGGGGCUUUCUUUCAUUGGUUUAACAUUUAGAGAAACUAUUUUUGUUGUAAUUGAGUUACAAGCCAAGUGGGUUGCAAGAGUUUUAUCUGGUAAGAUUCUUUUACCUACUGAAGAAGAAAUGAUGGAAUCUGUUAAAGACAUGUAUCGUGUCAUGGAGGAAAAUGCAUUGCCCAAGCGUUACACACAUUCGAUACGUCCGUUUCAGGCUGACUACAAACAAUGGCUAGCAGCACAGAUUGGGUUGCCUCCGUUAGAAGAUUGGAGGGACAAUAUGUUGAUGGAGUGUUUUAAGAAGGUGAUCGAAAUGAAUGAAAUGUAUAGAGAUGAAUGGGAUGAUAACUAUUGGGAUACCAUCAUUGAGAAUGGAUCAGCUUCUUAAAAGGCAAAGAUAUUGAAUUUUAUAUGCUGAUUGUUACAUUGGGUUUUCUCAAUAAUUUCAACCUUUGUUCACAUAAAUAAAGAUUGGUUUGAAUCUCUUGAAAUGCAGAAGUUGUUUUUAUUUGUUGUUUUAGAAAGUAAACUUCAGAUGAUGGAAGACCGAUACAAUAGAGAAAUUGGUUAAUAAGUCUUCCUUUUAUUGGUAGGAGAAGAUGAUGUAUCAUCAAACUAAAUCUACAAGCCUUCUACAUUCCCACCUUGUUUAUGCACUCUUUUUCUCUCA